Messenger RNA from Candidozyma auris, 1020 nucleotides. It is a transcript of the gene PHO86, whose product is annotated as Pho86p. NCBI's taxonomy places the organism in Eukaryota, Fungi, Ascomycota, Pichiomycetes, Serinales, Metschnikowiaceae. The coding region runs from base 1 to 1020 and encodes 339 amino acids. The record is from RefSeq and is a predicted model, not a curated record. The transcript has a single exon.
AUGGUCUACCAGCAAGACUUGGAUCUCCACAAGCCUUUAAAUAAGGAUCUCCCGCCCAACAUCAGGCGCACCCAGUUACUGCCUCGGUUGGCGCUUUCUGCCCUCACAUUACACGGGGACCUCUACCGACAGCUCCAAUCUAGGUGUAAUGCUUCGAUUUUUUGGCAUCCAGUGACUCAGUUGUUUAUGCAAACGGUGUUGGGAUUGACAUUGUUGUACCAAUACAGCGAGUUAUGGGAGAUUUCAGACACUUGGGGAGAGUUUGCAACGCUCGUGUGGAAUAACAAGUACUUGGUGACAUCGAUGUUUCCGUCGCUUAUCUUUGUUGCAGGCAUGGUGGGUCUUGUGAGCUUCUUGUUGACGGACGAGUUGAGAACUGUCAGUGAUAGAUUGGCUGGUGAUGCGUACCAGCUGAGACUCUUCAAGUUCCCAUUGAAAAUAUUUGCCAAUGCUAAUGGGAAAGAGUACGAGUUGAACACGACUGCUGAUUUCAUGAACAAUGCCUCUGAGUCAACAGAGCUCAUCGAAUACCGUGAGUCCCCCGUCGCGGUGGUAACAGUCAUCCCACUUCCAGAUGAGUCUUCGAGGGAUGUGUUCUAUGCUAAGAUAUCCGGUCUCCACGUCAGAAAGUCCUAUGCAAAGGCUGGCUUGCAGAACGACCUUCUCGACAUCGCUAUCGAAAAAGCAAAGAAACUUGCAUUGAGAUAUAUCAAGGACAAUAACAUCAAGAAGAAGAACAUAAAGACAGUGCUACUAUGUGACGCAUACACCUUUGACUCGAUAAACAAACCCAUUAUUGAACAAAAGGGCUUCGAGGAGAAGCUGAGAAGUACGCAAUUAGACCCUUUUGCAGUCGAUAAGAAACCAGAGAACUUUUUGUACUUAAUUCCUGACUCUCUCGUCAAGAAGUUUUUCGGCAUCUACAGAAAUACGUAUCAGCUUGUCAUCGAUGGUGACGAGGUCAGCAUCGCGACAGGCAGCGCUACCACCGACUCUAAGGCUAGAAUGAGAAGGACAUAG